AUGAACGGGGCGAUCACGUGGAGCAUGCCGCAGCACCCAGUGUACCUCUGGACGCUGCCCAUGUUCCACUGCUGCGGCUGGUGCUUCCCGUGGACGGUGGCGGCCCUCGCCGGCACCCACGUCUGCCUGCGGAAGGUCGAGGCCGCGAAGAUCUUCCAGCUUAUUCAGGAGCACCAGGUGACGCACCUGUGCGGCGCGCCGAUCGUCAUGACCGCUCUGCUCGCGCACGGCGGCCCGAGGACGUGGAAUCACAGCGUGAAGAUGAUGACCGCGGCCAGUGCUCCGCCGGCUGCGGUCAUCGCUGGAAUGGCCAAGCUGGACAUCGAGGUGACGCACGUCUACGGCCUCACCGAAGUGUAUGGACCCGCUUCGGUGUGCCAGUGGAAGGCGGACUGGAACGAUUUGCCGCAGGAGGAGCAGGCCGUCAUCAAGGCGCGGCAGGGCGUGCGGUACCUUGCGCAGGAGGGCCUGAUGGUGGCUGAUGCAGAGACCCUGGUCCCAGUGCCCAGGGACGGGGAGACCCUUGGCGAGGUUUUCUUCCGGGGCAACCUCACAAUGAAAGGCUACCUGAAGAACCCCUCCGCUACGGACAAGGCGUUCCGGGGCGGCUGGUUCGCCACUGGCGAUCUUGCGGUGUGGGAUCCGGACGGCUAUAUCAAGCUGAAGGACAGGUCCAAGGACAUCAUCAUCUCCGGCGGGGAGAACAUCUCCUCCCUGGAGGUGGAGAGCAUCCUGUACAAGCACCCAAAGGUCGCCGAGGUCGCCGUGGUGGCGCGGGACGACGCGACCUGGGGCGAGACCCCGUGCGCGUUCCUCGAGAUCAAGUCUGGAGAAAGCGUGACGGACGAGGAGAUGUUCAAGUGGUGCAGGGAAAACAUGGUGCACUACAUGGUGCCGCGCACCUUCGUGAUGGAGCCGCUGCCGAGGACUAGCACCGGGAAGGUGCAGAAGCACGUGCUCCGCAGCCGCACCAAGGAGCUUACGAAGGCGCCUAUCUCUGUCAGCUCGAAGCUCCAGAACGUUGGGAACACGGCGUCGUCCAAGUUGUGA
Prorocentrum cordatum is the source of this 1050-nucleotide messenger RNA. NCBI's taxonomy places the organism in Eukaryota, Dinophyceae, Prorocentrales, Prorocentraceae. The record is from the annotation of a GenBank genome assembly.